Alligator sinensis (Chinese alligator) is the source of this 1188-nucleotide messenger RNA. It is a transcript of the gene ZDHHC12, whose product is annotated as zinc finger DHHC-type containing 12. The coding region runs from base 71 to 658 and encodes 195 amino acids. The transcript has 4 exons. Gene Ontology annotation, biological process: peptidyl-L-cysteine S-palmitoylation; protein targeting to membrane. Gene Ontology annotation, molecular function: protein-cysteine S-palmitoyltransferase activity. The record is from RefSeq and is a predicted model, not a curated record. NCBI's taxonomy places the organism in Eukaryota, Metazoa, Chordata, Crocodylia, Alligatoridae. Gene Ontology annotation, cellular component: Golgi apparatus; endoplasmic reticulum.
GCCGCUGCGGGCGCUGGGCUUCGCGGCGCUGGUGCUGGGCUCCGUGCUGCUGCACUGGGCCGUGUCCCUCAUGGACCCCGGCUUCGUCCCGCAGGCGGGGGUGAGCGAAGAGCAAGAAGCAAUGAUACCUCCGCUCCCAAAGACCGUUCAGGUACGGCGCUGUGGCUACUGCAUGGUGAAGCAACCAAUGCGAGCCAGGCACUGCCGGGUGUGUCAGCACUGCGUACGCCGCUUUGACCAUCACUGCCCCUGGAUUGAGAACUGCGUGGGAGAAAAGAAUCACCCGCUCUUUGUAGCCUACUUGGCUGUGCAGCUUGUGGUCCUGUUGUGGGCUCUUCACAUUGCUUGGUCAGGCCUUUAUUUCGAAGGGUCGUGGAAGUGGCUGAAGCACAACAUCUUCCUCCUCCUGUCCUUUGUCCUGAUGGCCAUAUUCACUGUGGUAGCGGUGCUGCUACUGGCUUCCCACUUGUACCUGGUCUCAUGCAACACUACUACGUGGGAGUUCAUGUCCCGCCACCGCAUCUCCUACCUGCGACACUGUGAGACGGAGAACCCAUUUGAUCAAGGGCUCGUCCGCAACCUCUGGAGAUUUUUCUGUACCUGCCACCUUGUUGCAUGGGAAAAAAUGUAUUUCCAGGAAGACAGUGACCCUGUUUAAUUGUAGGAUGUAAAUUCAAGCAGGCUUUAACGGUUGACUCAAAUGUAAUUACAAGAAGAAACAAUUUAACUACAGAAUGAGCCCAAGUGCCUGAAGACUUUAAGCAAUUUACUGGUAGGACUGAAACUUCUGGGUUACAGCACAAGUGCUGUCUUCAUUAGUUACUGCUUCCUUGCAGAGGGAUUGUACUCUGCAGUGGCCUAUGUGAUUGGUAGUGUGACUUACCUCAUCCACAGGAGCAAACCUCCGUAAAAACAGGAGCAAAAGAAGUGGCUCAGGUUUUACUCAGUACAUGCAGGUAACAACAGGCUUUGUUCUGGGCAUCCCCAAGAGGAGAUUUCUGAUUUGAGUGGAAGCAGGACUCCUACUUCAGGUUGCUGAUUGAGGCAGUGUUAGCAAGAAUUGGUUACAAUUACAGCUCUCCCUUUUUUUUUUUUUUUUUUAAACCUACUCUCUCCCUUCCCAAUUACUACACCCCCCCACCCCCAGGUAAAGCAGCAGGCAGAAAAGUUAAUUUCUGACAAACGGGC